AUGAACCAUCAAACUCCGGAAAUCAGGCCCUCCACCGCAACUGCCAAUAAAACCAAGCCCAAACAAGGAAAAGACAAGGACUGCUCGUGCAAAGAACCCCACUUGUGGAGCUUUGAGCAGAAGAAAAAGCUCCUUGAACUCCUCCUGGAUUACUCAAGGCGUGGUCGCGCUACCAACAAUGCCAAUUUGAAGAAGGAUGCUUGGGCUCUAGCCGCCACCAAUAUGAAUGAUGCCUUUGAUAUCGGUCUUGACGUCCAGCAACUUCAAAACCAGAAGGCCGCUCUGAGGAAAUCUUACCAAGACUUCAAAUUCCUCCGGAACCAAUCAGGUUUUGGUUGGGACAAAGAGUUAUCAACUCCAACAGUGGAUCCAAAGGCUUGGGACAAGUUGAUUGUGGCACACCCAAGGUGUUCCUUGGGACAGUUGCCUCCAACAAGACGGCAAGCACCGGUGUUGCAGGAUCACAAGAGGAACUCACCUUGUCAUCUAUGCUCAUCCUUGGCUAAUUUGAAGCACAAACUUGCCUUGGAAGCCAAUGAUGAUGAUGACAUUGGGGAGGGCAUUCAACUGUCCUCCAGCCAUCCUGCCUACAAACACUGCCGUGAAGGAAAGAACACCGUACUGAGUACCGGCAUCCAGGGUCUGAUUUUGGCCAUCAACAAGGCUUUGGAGGGAUCCAAAGACCUGGUGGGAGCAAUGGUGUUCAUUGCUUCACAAACCAGUCUUCCAUCCCAAAUGAUCACCACCCUUUUUCAAGCCCAUCACAGCAUUCAUACGCCUCAUGUCCCUCAAAGCCCUUCCAAAUGUGCACUUGAGAAACUUCAGGAUAUAUUUGGCAACAAUAUCUCAGAUGACAAUUAUGUCGACUAUGUUUGCAUUGUUGAAGACAAUAUGAAGGCACACACCUUCCUCAAGUUGGCUCAAACAACCUCAUUGGAAUAA
This is a messenger RNA of Puccinia graminis f. sp. tritici CRL 75-36-700-3, 942 nucleotides long. RefSeq lists its product as uncharacterized. Lineage: Eukaryota; Fungi; Basidiomycota; Pucciniomycetes; Pucciniales; Pucciniaceae. The record is from RefSeq and is a predicted model, not a curated record. The coding region runs from base 1 to 942 and encodes 313 amino acids. The transcript is spliced from 2 exons.